This is a messenger RNA of Closterium sp. NIES-67, 3841 nucleotides long. NCBI's taxonomy places the organism in Eukaryota, Viridiplantae, Streptophyta, Zygnematophyceae, Desmidiales, Closteriaceae. The record is from the annotation of a GenBank genome assembly.
GCUUCGACUUCCGCGACAUCACUCUAGCACUCUACGUUAACCUUCGUACCUUUGCCUUCUCUAGUUUCUCCGCUGUUCUGUGUUUGCUCGACGAUCCACCUGACAGUUUGUAUCGCAUCGCGCCCUACAUCAGAACUGGAUCGCCUUCCUCUAUUCCUCCAUAGAACAGAGUCUUGUCACGGCGCGUUCGGAAAAUGGCCACCGAAACUCUUUCCUUUUUUCCUGCCGCGGACCUUCCGAAGGUGGGAGCAGCCUCAGCCGCGUCAGCGUGCGGGUCAGGUGUUGGCAUGGGUCCGCAGCGCAGAUGCAUCAUACGAGACCGAUGUGACAAUAGCGAUGUCUUGGCUUACAUUAAAGCGCUAACCGGAUCCAUCGGCAGCAGUCGCCUUUUCGGACUGAACAUGAGCUUCGAAGGGUUAAAGCCCAAUCGCCCGACCAUCGGCGACUGCUACCGCUUCGGACGAGAACUCGGGCGAGGCCACUUCGGCGUCGUGCGAACGUGUUUGGAGAAGACGACGGGAGAGCAGCUCGCAUGCAAGACUAUACUCAAGGACAAGAUACAGAAAGAAGAAGACCUGAGGGAGUUCGCGGCCGAGAUGACGACAAUGAUUCGUCUGCACGGGACGCCCGGGUUGGUGCAGCUGCGGGAGAUUUUCGACGACGACGCGGCGGUGCACAUGGUGAUGGAGCUCUGCCAAGGCGGAGACUACUUCGACCACAUCGCGCGGAAGAAGCGACUCUCUGAAGGCGAAGCGGCUCAUCUCUUCAGGCAAGUGGUGGUGUCCGUCAACGCCAUGCAUGCUAAAGGCUUCGCCCAUCGCGACCUAAAGCCGGAGAACAUCCUUAUCAUGAAACCCGCGUCACACUCAAACGAGGACGUCGAGGCGAAGAUCGCAGACUUCGGCCUGGCGAUCGCCGUGACGGAGGGGAAGGGAAUGAAAGGGAUCGUCGGGAGUCCGUUUUACAUGGCGCCUGAAGUUAUCAAGGGUAAACCCUACGGCCUCGAAGUCGACGUGUGGAGCCUCGGAGUUAUCCUCUACACCAGCCUUGCAGGCGUCCUUCCGUUUUGGGGAAAGGGUCACCAAGCCGUCUUCACCGCCAUCUGCCGCGCUCAGCCGGACUUCGACCGCAAUCCCUGGCCGUUGAUCUCCACCGAGGCGAAGCAUCUCAUCCGUCGCAUGCUGACGCUCGACCCGACGAAACGGAUACGAGCGUGCGACAUCCUGGAGCAUCCGUGGAUGAAAUCCGCCCACGCGAACGGGGCUCCGCGACGUCGCACCAGCCUUCUGCGAAAAGUGUUCGGCGACAUAUCAGUCCAGUGGCCAGCGAGCUUGAUCCCGGGUAUCUCCGGGCUUGGAAGUGUCACGCCUGCUCCACCUGCUGCUAGCCCUAACGCUCCUGGUACGAAACCCGACGACAACGACGGUAGCUCCGACCCAGGCCGCCCUACCCCUGACGCGGUUAUUCCGCAAACGCCGCUGGCUAAGGUUGCUGCGUCGGGCAACGCCGCGGCGGAGAUAAGUAAGGAAACGUCACCUCGCGACGAGAGCUCGUCGGAGCGACGAAAGACGGUUCCUGUGAUGAUUCCGGCUCCAGCGAACGGCGCAGCGGCCGUACGCGCGCUCAAGCCCGUUCUGAACAUGUCGAGGGCGAACGGGGUCACGACAGCGGGUGUCGCGCGUUUCACGCAGAAGGUUCAAUGCGUUGGUGCUGAGAAUCAUCCGCCAGAAGGGCAGGAGGGGGUUUCGGGUGAGUCACGUUCUUCGGCUCAGGUCUGCCCGGCUGGAGAUAUAUUUGUUGGAAAUAACGCAAAUUGCGUUUUUCGCAGCAGUGAUUCGAGCAGCAAGUGCAGCGACUCAACAAUCUGCAGUAACGGAAGUGGCGAGAUUGGCGAGUUUAUCAGCAACGACAGUAACUCGAGUCAGCCUUCGCCCAGGGCCCUGCGUUCGCGAAGAUCUGGAGCAACAAAACAGCGGGAAAAUGGUCGCAGCAGCCAUAACGGUCAGGACAACCGUCAGAUCCCGAACCAGCACCAACUAGCUCACUCCAUCGCGCACCCGUUCCCGGGCCUCUACGCUUGUCCCAACUCGCCUAGUUUCACCCCCUCGCCGUCCGCAGUCGCCGCCGCGAAUGGCGGUCAUCAGCUGGGACCCUUCGCCUCUGGCGCUGGAUUCUGCUGGCCCGCAGGGUUUUUUAGUCCGCCGGGUAAAGCCCGCGGUUCCAUGUGCCUGCCAGAUCAGCAGUACCAGCAGCCAUCGCCGGCGUCCCCGCGUUUCCCGCCGCAGAUGGGAUUCCCCGAGCUGCAGCCGCUGCCGCCGCCGCUCCACUCCGCCUUAGUUGCGGAGUCGUCGCCAUCGUCGACGCUACCAGUGCCGAUGCCGAUUUCGUCGCACGGUUUCGUGACGCCUGUGUCUUCGCUGACCGACGCGGCGGACCCAGAUCCGGCGCAUCUGGUGUGGGUGUCUUCUAUUUCAGACGGCGUCCCCGAUUCCCCGUCCCAGACUUCCUCGGUCGCCACCCUCCCGUCCGUGCCUGAAGCGUCGGAAGCGCUGCCUGGCUUAGUCGACGCUGGUGCGGAGUCUGUCGCGUCGCUUUCAGUGCUGGAAGGCGACGAGCUUCUGGCUGCAUGGGGUCAGCAGGAUGCUGGCGCUGGCGCUGGCGCUGGUGCUGGUGCUGGUGCUGGUGCUGGUGCUGGUGCUGAUGCUGCUUCUCACAGCGAUGUCGUCGACGGAUCGGCUGCAGAUCCGGUGUCGGAAAUGGCAGCAGAUGCGAUCUCGGACAUGGCUGGAGAUGCGAUAUCCGAGAUGGGAACGGGAACGCUCGAAGACCUGCUGGCCGCCGCCCUAGCGUUUGACUGCCCGUCCAGCAGCUCGUCUAGUUCUCUCUCUUCCCCGUCCUCCUCCUCCUCCUCGUCUGAGUUCAGCCUGGGCAGCAGCGUGCUCUCGUGGUCUGGCUUCAACCCGCCCUCCGCGCUCGCUCCUGGUGUGGCUGCGGAUGGUGCGGGCGCGCUCUGCGCGCUCCCCGCGCUCCCCUCCCCUGCGCCGCUGCCCGCUGCCCCCGCGUGGCCGCCCAACGGAGGGGUGGCGCCUCUGCGGCAUGAGGUGUCCCUUGACCCGCAGGGGACGCCGGUAGUGGAGGACGCGAGUAUGGGCAGUCCAAGUCCGCCUGCUGCUGGCUCUUUUGCCACUCCUGUUGCUGGUGCAUCUUUCACCGCUGCCGCUAGUCCCCACGGUCGUAGCCCAGAGUCGGUUUUGGACGGGGUUGGAGCUUCGCCAGAGAGCCGUUUACCUGUUGUAGCAGGUAUAGCUUCAACUGUUGCCGGUGUUUCUGCUGCUGCUGCUCUUCCUCCGCCUCCUCUUCCUUCUGCAUCCCAGUGUCUGCCCAUUCGUGGUGCUGCUUCUGCUGGCGCUGAUGGUGCAGUAGCCAGGGGUGGAGAAGGGUGGAAGGUGCAGGCAGCUGGGUGUAACCCUGGUCCAGCGCGGUUUGCAGGGCCUCUAGGGCUUGGAGGGAGCUCUGCUGCUGGUGCGGUGGCUCUGGCCAUCAGCAGGAAGCAGAUGAGGUGAAGGGGCUAUUGGGGGUGGAGUGAGCUGCUGGUUGGGAGAGGAAGACCACUGUUUGGGUGAGGAGUAGCUUGCAUUGCAGCUCGCCUUUUGGAGGGUAGUUACUAGUAAGUAGCUAGGUUUAAGUUAUUAUGCCUGUAGCAGGAGGCAAGGAGAAGCAGUCAACAGGCCUCUGGAUAGGAUUAGAAGUACUCGUUCUCGUAAGGGUACUCGCUUGCUGCCACUUUUUCUGUAAGGGUAUAUUUUAAAGCUACUUUGUAAUAUAAAGGUCCUAAAUAUUA